AUGGAUAAAUUAUAAUUACCUCAUGCUAAGUUAUUUUAUUAUAGUGCAGAAUUAUAUAAAAAUGGUACAAUAUCAGAAAAUGAGAAACUAAAGUUAAAAGAAAUGGUAAUAAAUGAUGAACCUGAAAUAUUUGAAAUAUUAGAAAGUUAUUAAAGUAAUGGAAACGAGUCUUAUUUUACAAACGGAUUAUUAUGCUUAUUGAGACCGAAUUAAAAGCAUCUUUAUUAAACUUAAAAUACUUAAAAUGAUAAAUAAUCUUAUGAAAUUAGAAGAAAUUUCAUUAAUAAUAAUCCAAGUGUUCCCGAAGAAUAAAAGUAAAAAAAUUAUAUUUGA
Molecule: messenger RNA, 333 nt
Organism: Ichthyophthirius multifiliis
Lineage: Eukaryota; Ciliophora; Oligohymenophorea; Hymenostomatida
Exons: 4
Source: RefSeq, a predicted model, not a curated record